Molecule: messenger RNA, 636 nt
Organism: Talaromyces rugulosus
Lineage: Eukaryota; Fungi; Ascomycota; Eurotiomycetes; Eurotiales; Trichocomaceae
Exons: 3
Coding region: 1-636 (211 amino acids)
Biological process (GO): Golgi to plasma membrane protein transport; protein localization to organelle; intracellular protein transport
Cellular component (GO): Golgi apparatus
Molecular function (GO): GTP binding; GTPase activity
Source: RefSeq, a predicted model, not a curated record
AUGUCUCUUUUCGCUCGCCUCCACGCCUCCAUCUUUGGCUCCUCGGGGCCCGAAGCAAAGAUCGCCAUUAUUGGACUCGCUGGUGUGGGAAAAAACACUCUUCUUCGACUCAUCAACGAAGACCAGAUCCAGACUAUUUGCCAUCCGAAUAGCCCAUACCUGUAUUACAAGACAGGGAAGAAUUAUCACCUACGAAUGAACUAUGUAAUGACAUACGUUGGGUACGACGAACCAGGCAUGAGCAAGAUCUGGCUGGGCGAACAAUUUUGUGACUCGGACGGAAUAAUUCUCGUGAUUGACGAUGACCAUGACAGCAAAGCCGAAGCAGCCGAGUGGAUGGAGGCCUAUGUGAAGGGGUUUCGAAGGGAACGUUGGCCUGAUCACUUCCCUGAUGUUAAGAUCCGCGAAGGAAUACCAUGGCUAAUCUUGGCCAAUACGAAAAAGAGCGAUAAUAAGUUGACUAUAGGGGAGGUUCAACGUUUUAUGGGGCUCGACGAAUUGCAAAUUGACUAUUACGUUGAAGUAGUAAAUAUUCUCACUGGUGAAGGAGUUGCAAAUGCCUUGAAAUGGCUGCGUCAGAGGGUUGACACACCGGUAGAAAACCGACUGCAAAUGAGGGAAGUUAAAUCAUCAUAG